Molecule: messenger RNA, 4873 nt
Organism: Monodelphis domestica (gray short-tailed opossum)
Lineage: Eukaryota; Metazoa; Chordata; Mammalia; Didelphimorphia; Didelphidae
Gene: MAPK11
Product: mitogen-activated protein kinase 11
Biological process (GO): protein phosphorylation
Molecular function (GO): MAP kinase activity; ATP binding
Source: RefSeq, a predicted model, not a curated record
GGACCCCGCCCCGCCCCUGGCCCCCCGGGGGCAGCCUCGGAGCUCUGCCUGCGGGGCCGGGCCGGGCGGGAGGAGCCGGGCAUCCAGGUUGCUGGAGGGAUCACAGUCCGAGCCGGGGCCGGGGCCGGGGCCGGAGCGGGGCCCAGCAGAGGCCAGCUCGGCCCCCCAGGCCCGAGCCAUGUCGGCCCCUCGCAGCGGCUUCUACCGGCAGGAGCUUAACAAGACGCUGUGGGAGGUCCCCGAGCGCUUCCAGAGCCUGAGCCCCGUGGGCUCGGGGGCCUACGGCUCCGUCUGCUCUGCGUAUGACACCCACACUCGGCAAAAGGUGGCUGUGAAGAAGCUUUCCCGUCCCUUCCAGUCAUUGGUCCAUGCCAGGCGGACAUACCGGGAGCUACGGCUGCUCAAACACAUGAAACAUGAAAACGUCAUCGGCCUGCUAGAUGUCUUCACGCCAGCCACAUCCAUAGAAAAUUUCAAUGAAGUGUAUUUGGUGACCACUCUGAUGGGAGCUGACCUGAACAACAUUGUCAGGUGCCAGAAGCUAACAGAUGAACACAUCCAGUUCCUGGCAUACCAGUUGCUGCGGGGGCUGAAGUACAUCCAUUCGGCUGGAAUCAUUCACAGAGACCUGAAACCCAGUAACCUGGCUGUGAAUGAGGACUGUGAGCUGAGGAUCCUGGACUUUGGGCUGGCCCGCCAGACAGAUGAUGAAAUGACGGGUUAUGUUGCCACACGCUGGUACCGUGCCCCUGAGAUCAUGCUCAACUGGAUGCAUUAUAAUCAGACAGUGGACAUAUGGUCUGUGGGCUGCAUCAUGGCGGAACUCCUGAAGGGAAAAGCAUUGUUCCCUGGGAAUGACUACAUUGACCAGCUAAAGCGGAUCAUGGAGGUAGUUGGGACCCCCAGUUCUGAGCUGCUGAAGAAGAUCUCAUCAGAACACGCCCGAAAAUACAUUGAGUCGCUGCCCCACAUGCCCCAGAAGGACCUGAGAAGCAUCUUCCGAGGAGCCAACCCCCUGGCUGUCGACCUCCUGGAGAAGAUGCUGGUACUGGACAGUGACCGACGGGUCAGUGCUACGGAGGCCCUGGCACACCCCUACUUUGCCCAGUACCAUGAUCCUGAGGAUGAGCCCGAGGCUGAGCCUUAUGACGAGAGCAUUGAGAACAAAGAAAGGACCAUUGAGGAGUGGAAGGAGCUCACCUAUGAAGAGGUCAUCAGCUUCAAGCCCCCUGAGCUGCCAAUGGACGGCCUGGAGAUUGAGCCAUGAGGAGGCUGGGGGCCCAGGCACCACCCAGGCGGGGCUCAACCCCGAUGCCCAGCUUUUCCCAUCAGUAUCGCCCUCCCCAUCCUAGGGGGCACAGAGCAACCUCUCCGACCCUACAGCCUGAGGUGACCUCAUUCACUGGGGUCAGGUGUGGGGGCUCAUUUCAUGGACCAGAGGACAGUGUAUGGAUAAACAAGGAUGAGGAGGGAUACAAGAGGCACCCGAAGGACCCUACCCCACUCAGGAAUAGAAGUCAUGUGGGUAGGAUGGGGAAUCUAAAGGCAGGCAGGAUAUGUGGCCCCCAGGGCCCCAGGCCCAGCCUCCCUGUCCUCCGCCCACCUCUGGCAGACUUUUGGAACCCAGGGUUGGAGAGAGGCCAGAGCAUGAGUCCUCUGUGCCGGAGCCAGGGCCUCACAAAGAAGACCCCCAUCUUCUCUGGCCUGAAGCGGGUGGGGGGGGGGGGGAAGCUGUGUCCGGGCGUCUGGGUGUGGAGUUGAACAUGUAUGUCUGAACAACAUAUUUAUGUGGAUGAAAAUAGGCAAGCUGUGAGUGGAGACGAGCAUGUGGUUCCAGAGUACUCGCGCCCAGAGCGAGGGAGGUCUGCUAGCUCUCCCCUGUCCUUCUCAGACCUCUCUGGGUAUCGUGUUUAGGCCUGGGUGUCACAUUUUAGGAGGGACACUGAUAAGUUGGACAAAGGCCAGAGCAGGACACCCAGGAUGGUUACGAGGGCUGGGCAUGAGGCCAAAUGAGACUCGUAGAGGGACUGGGGGUAAACACCCCCAGUCUGGGGAAGAGAAGGCUUAGGAAGAACUGGAUACCCUCUCCACAUAUGUGGGAAGGGCUGUCAUGGUGAUAAUCUUAGCCCCAUGGGGCAGGACCAAGAGGCACAGGGGAGCAGAUUUCAGCUCCUUGUAAGGAUGAUCGGAGCUGACCCAGAAUGGGGCAAACUCCCAGAGAUCCUCAGGCUGGCGACCCCCCCACCCCACAAACACAUAAACACACACACAUUCCAGGAACUUGGAGAGCUAGCAGUUGGCUGACAGUCAGAAGCCAAGAAAAGAUCAUGAGAGACUCUAGAGCAUUGGGCCAAAUGAGUAAGAUGGAAUGUCACCAAAGAACAAACAUAAAGUUCUAUUCUUGGGCUCAAAAAAUCAAUUUCACAACUAUGAGAGCAGGAGAUAGCAAUUUGUCUGAAGAAGAUCUGGGGGGUUUAGUGGGUCACAAGCUCAAUGUGAAUCAGCUGAUGUGAUAGCCAAAACAUCUCAUGGGAUGUUGGCCUGAGAUCAGAGGAGCACAGUGUCCUGGCCCAGGAAGGUGAAGCUCUCCCUGUUCUCUGGUCAGGCCAUACCUGGACUCAGUUCUGGGCACCCAUUCUCAGGAAGGACAUCAGGAUGGCAAGGAGUCUACAAACCAUGGAGUCCAAAGAUUGUUUGGAAUAAGUCAGGAAUGGUUUUGUCCAAGAGGAGACAUCCUGGGGACAACUUCAUUCUGCUGGAUCCCAGAAGAGUAUUUUGGUUCAGUUAGGGGUUGGACUAGAGCUGCCUUCUAGUUCUGAGAGUGAUUCAAGUGCCUGCAUGGGGGCCUGUGUGGGUGCUGAUGGCCACCUGGGCCGGCCCUCAGGCUUCAGUCAGGGUGGGGGACAGGACACCCCACUCUACAUUAGGGGUAUGCUUUUUGGUGGCAUAGGGAAGGAACUGUGCUCCUGAGACCACCCCUAGGGGCUCCACCAUCUCAGAACUGUCUCCCCCAAGAAACUCUGAAUUGGAGUCACUUUUCUGUAUCUGUGCCCAGGAAAAUGGCUUCCUGGCUUUAGGGGCUUGGGGUCCCCGCCUCUUCCUGUGACAAGGGCAUCAUGGUCAUCCCCCCUGCAUCCAGGGGCUGGGAGGGCAGGUCUAAGAAAGAGGAGGACAGCCUCUGUUUCUCUGGCUCUCCUAACCACUGAAUUAGAAAACACCCAGAGGCCAUUUCUUCUGGGGUAGAAACAGGCUCCGAGUUGGCAUGUGUCCUGAUAGCUCGGAAAGCUAGAUGGGGUCGGAACCCAGGGGGUCCUUAGUGGCUGGCCAGCUGUCAGGGCACAGAGGAGGAGCAGCCCCAGGCCCUGCUCUCAGAGACUUUCAGGGUCCUUCAGGCUUAUUCCCUGACUUAGGGUUAGCCUGAAAACAAGGGAACCCAGCUGGGACUGGAGCAAGAGAAGCAGGAGUUUCCUGGAGGUUAGGAGCUGAGCCUUGGAGGUUUCUCGAGGCCAGGGCUGAGGCUGUUGUGUGGGUGAUAAAGGGGGUGUGAGAUGCCUUAGUUCACUGGAGGGCUGGAAGGGUCCCCAGUGCCCGGGGCCUGGGCUGGCCCAUCUCUGCUCCCUAAUAGAGAGGAGAUGCUCAGCUCCCGGAUGCUUGUCCAGUGGAGGGGAGGAGCCAGGUUGGCUCUGCCAAUGGCCUCCCCACUCCCCAGCCCUUUGGCUCCGACACACGCUCGCUCACUCAGGAGCAAAAGCCCUGGUGAGGACCUGGCAUGGGGAGGGGUGCGUGGAAGGCAGGAAAGCAACUGAGGAAGGAAACACCACCCUGGGGACGAGGGUGGCCUCUCCUCUCCCCUCAUGUUGCCCUUUGACCAGCAGGAAAGAAGACCUGAGCCACCCCCUCUGGGCAGCCAGGAAUGUGCAAGCCUCCUGGUAUGUGCACAUGUGAAGGGGUCUGGGAAAAUGUGUGUCCUAUGGGAGGUUUGGCCCCCUGUGCUGGCUGCAAGGUGGCUCCACCCGAGUCUGGGGGCCACUGUCAGACACGUGGCCUGGAUGUCACGGAUGAGAUUGAAGCAUGUACCCUGUUGCCUUGUGUGCCAGGCUUGGUGCCCACAAUCCCCGGAGUCAUCUUACAACAACAAGCCCAAGAGACAAAGUGAACUCCAGGACGGGUGGCAGGGCCUGGCUGGGGUUGGGGCCAAUGGCCGGAGGUGGGGGCUGGGGCCUGGUGGGCAUGAGGCCCAGGCCUGCCCCAGAGGAUCUGGUGACUGUAAGAGGAUCCUAGAGCUUGAGUGGGGCCUGCUACACCUCCCCUCCCCCCCCCCAGCCCCAUGCCCAUCAAUCAGUCAAUCCACAAGCAUUUAAUCAAUCAACAGGCAUGACCCAGCCAGCUGCACUGGGAGAGGUCAUCUAGGCCAACAGUCCCUCUCUCCUCUGCCCUGGUAGGGCCACACUGACAGGUCAGUAAGUCCAGUUCUGAGCAUUUCAGGAAGGAGGAAGAUAAUGUGGAGCAAGGAGCCAGGGCUGGAAAUGCAGGAUGGGAUGGAGGAACUAGGGAUAGGCAGCCCGGAAAAGAGAAGAAGCCUCCGAGGAGGUGGUUUCCAGGAUUAGAGGAGUGUCCGGUGGAGGAAAGAUUAGCCUGGUUCUGCUUGACCCUGGAGGGCAGGACAAGGAGGAGUCCCCCAUUGGGAACCAGGGCUUGUGAAAGUUGUGUGGACAAUGCAAUCCGACAAAUGGAUGGAGUAUAUGUGGACCUGAUGGUUCCCCCAGUAGAAUGGAAGCUCCAUGAGGGCAAGGGCCUUUCUGGUUUUGUCUGUGUAUCCUCAGUGCCUGGCACCUAGAAGGGGUUCAAUAAAUGCUUGUGGAUUGAUGGAAAA